AAUUCCCCGACGAGGUGGACACACCUGACGACAUCCCGGCCCGCCAGCGCUUUGCCAAGUACCGCGGACUCAAGUCCUUCCGCUCCUCGCUGUGGGACCCCAAGGUCGUGGAUGAGCGGGUGGCAGCAGUGGAUCGAGGCAAGGUGCCUGGGUCGGUUGGGGCGGGGACGUUUGUCAGGUUGCACAUUAUGAACGUGCCAUGCUUCGAAGCAGAGCGUCUGCCGCAUGAGUCGACCAAUUGUGGGCUGCCACUUGUUGUGACGGGCCUGCUGCAGUACAAGACGCGCAUGACAGUGCUGCACUUCUCAAUCAAGAAGGCCGACUCCUUCGCCCCCCCCCCCCAUCAAGUCCAAGCAGCGCCUCCUCUUCCAUUGCGGCUUCCGACGGUUUUACACGCGUGUUUGCUGGUGGUGAAUGUCGGUGGUGGUGGUGGUGGUGGUGGUGGUGGUGGUGUAACUGUUGUUUGCUGGUGCCCCACCUUUUCAACGGACGACAUCAACCUCGACAAUCACAAGUUCGAUGGUUUCCUUUCCUCCACCCUUAUCAAUCCACCACUCCCCACCUUCUCAACGGACGACAUCAACCUCGACAAGCACAAGUUCGAGCGCUUCCUGCUCCCGGGAAGGUUUGCGGUAGCUUCCAUCUUCGCACCCACGCUCUUCCCGCCGCACCCCCUCCUCGUCUUCGCCGAUCCGUCCUCUGCCAAUCAGCACACAGGAGAGGGCGUGGGGGGAGGGAGCGCGGGGGGAGGGAGUAUAGAUGUGCACCCAUGCUUUCACUCCCUUCCUCCUCCCCUUCUCCCUCCUCCCCGUCCCCCUCCUCCCCGUCCCCUCAACCCCAUGUGCAGCUACCCCACGUCAGUGAUGAAGCGCAAGGCAGUGGUGCGCUACAUGUUCCACCAGCCAGAGGAUGGCAGAUGGUUCCAGAACACCUUCUAUCACCCCCCCGCCUCCCUUUCUUCUAUGGAACCUUUUCACCAAACUGGUGGGGCUGUUUACCAGGUGGCAAGGGGGACCUCAUUCACUCUAAACGCACGAUGCACAGAACUUCCCUCUCACGGCUCCCCACUCAGCUCUCUCCUCUCUUUACUUACCCCUCGUUCCCUCGUGCCAGCUGGUGGAGCUCUUCACCAACCAGUGGUGCUCUUUACCAAGUACGGUCGUAGGGGGCGCAUUCGCGAGCCUGUGGGCACCAAAGGUGGGUGUGUGGAUGUGUGGGUGCUGCACGUGGGUUGUGUGUGUGUGUGGGUGGGUGCUGCACAUGGGUGUGUGUGUGUGUGGGUGCUGCACGUGGGUGUGUGGGUGCCCUUCAUCAAUGCUCCUCAUCAAUACCUCUCAUCACUGCCUGCUAGGAGCAAUCAAUUGUAUGUUCGAGAGGGUGGUGCUAUUGUGUGCUCACCAGUGCUCACUCCCUCCGGUAUACCCUUCCCGUAUCCCCCUCUUGCUUCCACCCCUCUUGCUUUCACCCCAAUGCCCCUCAUCGAUACUUCUCAUCACCGCCCGCUAGGAGCAAUCAAGUGUGUGUUUGAUGGGGUGGUGUAG
Messenger RNA from Closterium sp. Naga37s-1, 1541 nucleotides. NCBI's taxonomy places the organism in Eukaryota, Viridiplantae, Streptophyta, Zygnematophyceae, Desmidiales, Closteriaceae. The record is from the annotation of a GenBank genome assembly.